This is a messenger RNA of Chlorella variabilis, 1371 nucleotides long. RefSeq lists its product as hypothetical. Lineage: Eukaryota; Viridiplantae; Chlorophyta; Trebouxiophyceae; Chlorellales; Chlorellaceae. Bases 1 to 1371 code for a protein of 456 amino acids. Gene Ontology annotation, biological process: subtelomeric heterochromatin formation. Gene Ontology annotation, molecular function: histone H4 acetyltransferase activity. The transcript is spliced from 8 exons. The record is from RefSeq and is a predicted model, not a curated record. Gene Ontology annotation, cellular component: nucleus.
AUGGAGCCUUUUGCCAAGCGGCCUCGUGUGGAGGGGGCCAUCCACACGGGUUUACCAGCAGAGGAGGCGCUGACAUUCCAUCUUUUGAAGAAGGACGCUGAGGGGCGGGUGGUGAUCGAGGAGAACGGCAACUUCCCGCCGGAAAUGACGCACCAGCUGUUUGGCGAGAAGGAGGAGAUUGUGGGAUACGACGGCCUCAGCAUCGACGUGUGGCUCACGCCACAGUUCCAGGCAUUCAUCGACGUCAAGUACGCGGCCAAGGGGCCCGGCGCCACAGAGCUGAAGCAGCCGUUUGCGGACGCCUUUGAGGCGGGAUUCUUCCAGGACAAGGCGCAGUUUGAUGCGGCGCUGCAGGAGGAGGCGGGCAUUGAUGUGGGGCUGCUGGGCGAGCAGGUGGCCAGCCGGGAGACGGAGGAGGGGUCAACGUUCCGGGUGUGCCACGCCCACCUGGCCACCGCCAACCCCGCGCUCAAGGCGAUGCACGCGCGGCUGCAGCCCCUGCUCUACUUCUUUGUGGAUGCCGCCAGCACUAUCGACCAGGAGGAUGAGGGCUGGCACCUGCUGACCGCGGUGGAGCAGUCACCCGAGGGCGUGGAGGUGCUGGGGUUUGCCACUGUGUAUCGGCACUACCAUUACCCGGCAGGUGCCCGGCUCAAGCUGGCACAGAUCCUGGUGCUGCCGCCGCACCAGGGGCGCGGCGCGGGCAGCAUGCUGCUGCAAGCGGCGCAGGGGCUGGCGGAGCAGACGGGCGCCUGUGACCUGUCGUUUGAGGACCCUGCAGACGCGCUGCAAGCGCUGCGCACCGGCCUGGAUGUGCAGCGUGCGCUGGCGCUGGACUGGGCGCAGGCGGCCGCCGCGGAGCGCAUCUCUGCGCUGGCCGGCGACAAGGGAAAGUCGUCGGCAGCCACCGCCAACGGCAGCGGCAGCGGCAGCGGCAAGGCAGCCCGGCUGGCGGCGCUGGAGCACCCGCUGGCGGCGCCGGCCGAGGUGCUGUCUCGGCUGCGCUCGGAGCUGCGGCUGACGCGGCUGCAGGCGGGGGUGGUGUGGCGCGUGCUGGUGUACGUUGUUGGCAAGGGCGAGGCGGCGGUGGUGGAGGGCGUCAAGGGCAUGAUACGGCAGCAGCUGGUGGCGCAGCUGGCGGCGGCAAAGGAGGACGCGCAAGGCAAGAGCGUGCGGGAGACGGACAAAGGGUUCAUCAUGUGCCGCGGCGCCGCCACCACCAAGAGCGCCAUCCCGCUGCUCCCGGUGGAGGAGCAGAGCGCGGAGCAGCAGGCAGACGCGGUGGAGGAGAGCACGGAGCAGCAGCUGGAGGCGGUGGCGGCGGUGGCGGCCAAGUUUCUUCUGUUGGAGGAUGAGGAGGACGAGGAGUGA